This is a messenger RNA of Phycomyces blakesleeanus NRRL 1555(-), 1244 nucleotides long. RefSeq lists its product as hypothetical. The record is from RefSeq and is a predicted model, not a curated record. Gene Ontology annotation, cellular component: nucleus. NCBI's taxonomy places the organism in Eukaryota, Fungi, Mucoromycota, Mucoromycetes, Mucorales, Phycomycetaceae. The transcript has 12 exons. Gene Ontology annotation, molecular function: siRNA binding. The coding region runs from base 23 to 1078 and encodes 351 amino acids. Gene Ontology annotation, biological process: regulatory ncRNA-mediated heterochromatin formation.
AAAUAAUAAAAUAAAUAAGACAAUGUUCAGACGUAGAGUAAAGAAAGCCGAAAAACCAAGCUUUCCAGCUGAUAUUGACGGCUUUGGAUAUGUAAUCAAAUCUGACGGAAGCAUCAGAAGCAAAGAGGAAGACACUCCUUAUAACUUUGAAGUCAUUCCAAAGGAUCGUCCUUACAAUGAAGCACGUUAUGAUGCAUUUAUCGCAUUGAUUGGUGAUGAGGUUGAAAAGAGACUUCAACAAGAACCUCUUUGUUUCCAAAAGACACUUAUUCCUAAGGGCGCCAAAGAAUCCGAUCCUCACACAUACAUUUAUAUGACACCAAAUGCAUUGACGACCACAGACAAACUCCUGUUCUUGAUCCCCGGCAACAACACGAGAAUCGGACAGUGGAGUAGACGUGUGAUGUGCGAUGAGAGUAUAAUGAGUGGAUCGAUGAUCGAAGUUGCUACGAUGGCUAAAGAUAGAGGCUAUGAAACUAUCAUCUUCAACCCAAACGGUAUAUACUGGUACAACAACAAAGCUUGGGAAGUACCACCACUUAAAAAUAUCGACUUUAUUACCGUUCCUGAAAAUGACUCGCCCGAAGCACAUUGCCACUACGUGUUUGAAAACUUUGUUAGAAAUACAAAGGCUACAAGAAUCGCAGCAAUUACUCUUGGAUGGGGUGGUCACUGCUUUACUGAAAUUCUCAACAAGAAUUUUGACUUUCUUAAAGACCGCAUGCAGGCCGUAGCAAUGGCUGACAGUGUUCAUUCGAGAGAUCUUGUGGAUGGUUCUGACAAGAGAGCAUGGAUGUUGAGUCAUGCUGUCAACUGGGCAGUGUCGCAGCAAGCCCGUGGUGAGAUCAUUGCUGACACUCGUUUCGGAUGCGAAGUAUUAUCAUCAAAUUGUGAGAUCGCAGACUUUACACUUCCUUCUAGUAUCAAAGACAUUGUGAAGUUUAUCGAUAUCAAGAUGGGAGACCUCAAGCUUGAAAUUGAGGGUAAUGGUGAUCAGGAGGAAGAGGAGGAAUCGGAAUUGACCAAGGAAGAAGAGGCUGAGUUGAAGGAGCACUUGAGUAUAUUGAGUGUUGGAUAAGUUUGAUUAUGGUAUUUUGGCUGUUGUUUAGUAAUACAACACAACACAACACAACACAAUACAAUACAGCUACCAAGGAAUCAAAAAUCAAAAACCAAUAAGUGGUUCAUAGUGAGAACAUCAAAAUAUCAAAUCUCAUGUAUCAAAUGGCAAAUAUCUUUCCCUU